Molecule: messenger RNA, 1053 nt
Organism: Aspergillus candidus
Lineage: Eukaryota; Fungi; Ascomycota; Eurotiomycetes; Eurotiales; Aspergillaceae
Product: COG2 family protein
Exons: 2
Coding region: 55-972 (305 amino acids)
Biological process (GO): Golgi organization; intra-Golgi vesicle-mediated transport; protein transport
Cellular component (GO): COG complex; membrane
Source: RefSeq, a predicted model, not a curated record
AAAAAAUCAUAUCAUCCACUCGUCCAUUCAUAUAUCCUUGGUUUGACUCCCGAAAUGAACCUAUUUCGUUUUGGCGAACCCGACGACUCGGGAUCCGAUCUUGACGAUGAUCCCUCUGGCCUCCCCUUUCCAGAACCCCUGUCCCGCUCCUCCUUCCUCGCCCCCGACUUCGACCCAGCCGAGUACCUCUCGUCCCUGACCAACCGACACCAGAGCCUAGAAGACCUCCGCCAGGAGCUGCGCGAAUUGGACCAGCUCCUCGGCAGGGAACUUCUAGACCUGGUCAACCAUAACUACCAGGACUUCCUGUCACUGGGGUCCGCGCUGCACGGAGGCGAGGAGAAGGUCGAGCAGAUCCGCGUGGGCCUGCUCUCCUUCCAGCGCGACGUCCAAACAAUCCGGGAGAGGGUCGAAGCCCGCCACGAGGAGAUGGAACAGCUGCUGAACGAGAAGAGGCGGCUCCGCGGGAAUGCCAAUUUCGGUCGCGCCUUGCUGGACUACGCGGACCGGGUGGACGAGCUGGAGAAGAGGCUGAUGAUCGGGGAGGCGGGUUUGACGUCAACAACAGCGGCUACGCAGCGGCAGGAUACGGACAAUGGCUCCGGGACGGAUUCCGAUGAUGGGCUGGACACGGAUAGUGAGGAGAGCGGCGACGAGGGGCUUCUCACUAACGGAGCGGCCACGGCGCCCUUGGUGUCGCUGAAGAGGCUCGAACAUCACAUUCAGAAAUACGUCUACCUGAUGCAACUGUCGUCCCGGCUUGGGGGAGACCACCCGUUCUUUGUCAGUCAGCAGCCGCGCAUCGCGAAGAUCAACGCGGCUCUCCUUCUCGAUCUCAAGACCGCCCUCGAACAGGCCAGUCGGGCGGGCGAUAAACAGGACACCAAAACUAUGGCCGUUUUGCGCCUCUACAAUCUCAUGGGAGAGGACAACAGUGCCGUGUCGACCCUGAAGAACUUGAAAAAAUUAUAGUGCCACUCUCACGGUACUUUCUAUUUCCCUCUGCCUAACUCCUUCCCUUCUGUUUUAUUACUUGGCAUAGCGUCGGCGUUG